AGAAACAUUCAGCCUCUUCAACAUGCAUAGCUCUACCCACUUAGGCGUGGUUUACGGAGCGCUUUUUGAAAUAAGCGCUGGUUUAGUCAAAUGCCAAACGAUCGAGUUCUGUGGCGGAGCUCCCUAUAAAAUAGCGCGUGGAGCUAGUAACGAGCUGUUGGAUGAAACGUCACUAUUUUCUAUUUUUGCCGAGACAUACGAGGAUUACCACAGAGUUCCCUGGCGCACAGAAAUUAUAAUCUUCAACCUGCGAGGACAGAUAGGGACACCAGAAACAUUCCAAGCAAUUCAGAUCAAAGAAAUGGAUUUGAUAAUUAUAUUUGUCUGGGCAGUAGCAUGUCUUGUGUCACUGGUGUCACAGUCUUAUGCCACAGCUCAGAACGACUUGUCUUUGUGUCUCACCUGCAAUGAUGAGAGGUGUCCAGCGAUGAAAACCAUUUACGACUCAAUGACAAAUGACAAACUGUGGACGCAAAGUACUGCAAUGUCUGCCCUCCUUGACUGUUCCCUGACCUCGUUUCCCUCUUCUGGGAAGUGUGUGCCGUGUGUUGAGGACCGCAAGGUCAACAUUGUGUGCCCUGGCAUGCCCAAGGAUCUCAAACUGGACCUGGAGGACGGUAAAGGCCACUCCUUUUCCAACACUGAAGCCACAUGCCCUAGACUGAAGGCAGCUGGACCUGUUGGUCAAGCUGGACACAACAGUGGAGACGGGGGUCUUGCUGGGCGUCCUGAUACACAUGCCUCCACUUUGAUCCCUGAUGGCACUGGGGGCAUAUACAAAGGAGCAACGACCGCUAUUGUCAUGUCAGCAGCUGCCUUCAUCUUCUUGAACAUUUUUUAUUAGUACAGAAGCCGGACCAAAUCAAAUAAGCAGACAGGGGGCGGGGGUGAUACAGGGUUUACUGGCUCAACACAUGUCCCUCUCUAUAGGAGAACACAGGUUUAACACUCAUGUUUUGCUGGGUUUUAUACAAUCACUUAGCCUGUGCACCUGACUGUUUGUUGCCUUCUGCUUCUAAGCUGAGCUGUAAAUCAAAUCGUAUUUGUCACAUGCUUCGUAAACAACCGGUGUGGACUAACAGUGAAAUGCUUACUUAUGUAUGACUGAAAUAUACAGUAUCAUCAUUGAUGUGCUAGCUUUUGGCAGAUGUAUUUGAGUGAUGUCUUUUUUCUUGUGGUUGUCUUUACAGGUAUUGUCUAGUGUCCACUCAAAGGAACACCAGACCCAGUUAAAGUUACUAAAGACAAAGAUUGAUAUUGUGUGAGCCAAGGAAAAUAGUCACAUUUUAAUUAUGUUUUUACUGUUGAUUAAGUUAAUUGAUGUGACUGAUUAGUGUUCUGCAGAGUGGGACAGGAAGGGACGUCCAGAUUCAGAUACUGCAUACAAGGACAACAUGUUUGAGUUCAUAAAUGCUGCUCAGAAAGCCAUCUGGACUGAUCAAGCUGAUCUUGUCAGUCCACUUAGCCAACUACAAAACCACGAAGGAUGCAGUCAUAAUGUCAACAUGAACUGAAGUUCACAUGACCUAAACUCUAUUUUU
Messenger RNA from Coregonus clupeaformis (lake whitefish), 1541 nucleotides. RefSeq lists its product as uncharacterized. NCBI's taxonomy places the organism in Eukaryota, Metazoa, Chordata, Actinopteri, Salmoniformes, Salmonidae. The record is from RefSeq and is a predicted model, not a curated record. The transcript is spliced from 7 exons. The coding region runs from base 23 to 844 and encodes 273 amino acids.